UCGAGUCACGUGCGCGCCCCGUCCCGAGGGGAGGCGGCGGCCCCGGGGAAAGUUCCCGGCCGGACGCGGUGGGCGCAGGUGGCACUGAGCUGUCCCUAUGGCAGAGAAAUUGGACUCCCGAGAUUCAGAGAGCAGCUGGGUGCUGGAGGGGAGCGAGGAUCUGCCCAUCGACACUCUGGGUCCAGAGCACGACUCARCCUCCCAUGGGUCUGAGGAUGAGGAGCUGGAGGAGGAAGAUGAAGGCACCCAGGACACAGUCACAGCCGUGACCACCAAUGGUGCCACCACCUCCCCUGAGGGCAGCAGGCAGGGGCGCCUGUGUCUGCAGGAGCCAGAGGAGUAUGAGGACAGCAAGGCAAAGGCAGUGCCUGCCCUGAAUGGCUCUGCAGAGCCCGGUGUGCUGGAGAGUGAUGAGCAGGAGGAGCCGAAUGCYGAGGCAGAGCCACAACCCUGCCCUGACACUCCCCAAGCAGGGCCAACAGUGAAGGACAGGGRCAGCACCAGCAGUGACACUGACACAGACGGGCUGCGGUGGCGGCAGCGUCACAAGCCCUGUCCUGAGCCCACCACUGUCACGCCUGCCCCACACCAAGGGACACCAGACACGGAUGAUGAUGGGCUCACUAUGAGCAAGUACUUGCUGGGUGCCUUAGCACUGGUUGCUGUAGGGCUGUUGAUCAUCACUGGUGGUAUCUAUGACAUGGCCGAUGACGCUGUGGAAAGCGUGGGGAGCUGGGACUUGGCUGCUGGGGAGCAGGAGCCAUCGCUGUCCAUGGACAGCAAUGACUCACAGCAGAAGCCCUCUCUGCCAGAUGCCGGAGACCCCCAGAGCAUGCAGUCCAUGAGCCARCUCCUGGACAAGCUGGCCAAGGAGAACCAGGAGAUCCGGCUCAUGCAGGCAGAGCUGCAGGCCCACAAGGACGAUCUGCGGGCGCUGCUGCACAGGAGCGAGAGCGAGGCGGCMGCGGCCGGAGCGCAGCAGCGCAGUUUGGCUGCAGAGAACGCGCAGCUGCGUGCGGCGCUGGAGCGGGAGGUCACUGCCCUGCGGGAGGCCCAGGCUGAGCUGCGGCGYCUGCAGGCCAAAGGGACACCGGGCAGCCCCGGGGAGCCAGCAGCAGGGCAGCCCCGUGCCAAAGGGGCACCCGUGCACAGUAAGGUGGCACAGCGCCGUGGCAGUCUGGAUUCACUGCGGCAGGAGCUAGCGGAAACCCUAGAGCGUGUGCGGGGCUCUGGGGAUUUCAAGGGGCUUGCGGAGGAACUAAGCACCCUGGAGCAGCACCUGGCUGAGAUGCUGGAGGGGGUCAGGUCCUCCCCCACACCCUGGAAGAAGCCAUUCAAGGUGAAGAAAGAGAACAGCUGGCACAAGCAUAGUGGCACCAGAGGGUCCCCCCACGAGCAGGAGARGAGGGAGCAUGGCAAACCCCAUGGUCACAGGAAGGAUCCCCGACCGCCCCGUGAGCACAAGGCAGGCAAAGGCUGGGGGAAGCCGUCCCACAGCCACCCCCAGCAUGGUUCCCGUGAGCUGCCCCCGCUUGAGCAGUACCGGGCACCGCAGGGCUGCUCGGGGGUGGCUGACUGUGCCCACAAGGAGGGUCGGGAAGUGCUGGGGGCUGCGCUGGAACCGGUGCAGAAGGUGCAGUUCCUGCAGCUGCUGGAGAGCUUCAUGGGGCAGCUGGGCUUGGGGGGGCACUUCAGGGGGCUGGCACCGCGGCUUGAUGGGGUUUUUAGGCCCGAUGGUGUCUUUGCCCACGACCGCCUGCGGUUUGUUGAUUUUGUGGAUGAYGUGGAGGAGCUGCUUGAGGAUGUGGCACGGCAGGAGUUGGGCAACAAGAAGGCAGUUGAUGACUUCGAGGACUACGUGCUGCGGCACUACAGGGGCUCCUCUGGAAACGUGUGGGGCCAGAAAACCCCACGGCAGCAYGGCAUGGGUGGGUAGAGCCAGUGGAAAGAGUUGUGUGCCAGCACCCCCAUGCAAGGGCUCCCCAUGUACUGUUUGUGGGGUUCUGGGGGUUACCAUUAUACACUGUAGGGCCAAGCAAUGCCACGAUCCCAACAAAAUGCACUGUGUGAUGCUGCACUGCCACCAUGAAUAAAGUCAGCACUGGGCA
Molecule: messenger RNA, 2108 nt
Organism: Malurus melanocephalus (red-backed fairy wren)
Lineage: Eukaryota; Metazoa; Chordata; Aves; Passeriformes; Maluridae
Gene: PBXIP1
Product: PBX homeobox interacting protein 1
Exons: 11
Coding region: 98-1936 (612 amino acids)
Source: RefSeq, a predicted model, not a curated record